CUGUGUGCUGCAGAUUGGCCAUCCAAAAGAGAAGUGGGUAUAUGAAGUGGCUGGUGUGCUUAUUUAUCUUAUUUUAAUAUUUUGCAUCUUCCGGGGAGUUUCAUGAGUGCGUAAUAAUAUGGACAGAUAAACAGUGAGAGUGCACUUCUACAACUCAUUUAAGUCAAACUCUUAAGGCUGGUUGUGACGAGAGCUAUAAGACAGAUUGAUGCUGCUCUUUUCUAUUUACCCCCACUCUUCCUGAUGUUUCAGACGUGGGAUUAGAGCACCAUGUUGGAGCCUCCAGAGCUCAGUCUUGAGAUUUUGGAGUGGCUUUCCACCCUCCGCCUCACUCAGUACACCUCCUUCUUCCAUCACAGUGGUUAUCGUUCUCUAGAGGACUGCAAGGACCUCACAGAUGAGCGACUCCUGCAGCUUAAAGUUCUGCCAACUGGUCACCGCAGACGCAUCCUUCGGAGUUUGGAAGAUCAGGGCCUGAAGCAGAAGAGUGGUGAAGAAGUUGAAGCUGAGGAAGAUGUAGAGGGCAAGAUGGGUGAAAAGAAGCCAGCACUGCACCCCAGGCAUGUCUUCCUGAAGGACAGAAAUAAAGGGAUGGCAUAUCCGCACAACCAAACAAAGGAGAAGAUGGAGUAUGAUUUGCAGGGGAGUCACAAUUUGCCUGCAGGAGCAGCGAUGGCAGCAGACGAGGAUAAACUCCCAGAGAGCCGAAAUCUUCAACCACCUGUACCAGCUCCUCGUAACAUCCAAUCGAUUCGGACACCAGCCUCUGCACAGACCAAUAUGCCUUCCCACAGGACAUCUAGCAGCAGCGAAUCCCCAUCCAACUCUGACGCACCCUCAGAUAUUGAGGUUUCUUCAGAGGAGCACCUGCCAGAGCUAGCUGAGGACCAUGAAGGUUUCCAUUGUGAAAUGGUGGACAAUUCAAUAUAUGAGUCACAGCCUUGUGGAGGUCUAAAACCCACUCGCUCCUACCGAUUGAGGCACCGGCCUGUUCCUGAAAUCCCCAAUCAGACCACUGCAUCAGUUCAGGACAGGAGCGCACAAACAAGCAACCCCGAACACCUAACCGGCUCAGAGCGUCCCAUCGGUGCAGACGGCUCACAGAAAGCUCCGCUCCAAAGGACCUCAACAGCCAUUGCCCCGUACGGAGAAACGUUCCUCUACAACAACCCUGAACACACUCUGGAACAAGCUGCUAAAGAAGGGUUGCCGAAGACGUUUAAGGCAAAGAUGAGACAAAAGAAAAAGAGACGAAAAUCCAUGGAGUGUUCAUCAGUACUGUUUGACCCAGAGGUUGCAGAGUACUCCACGGUGGACGAGUGUGUUAGCAUGGUGCCUCGGAUCGGUUUGGACCAAACUUCAGCCUUGAAUCCCAACACCGCUGCUGCUGGCCCACAAUUGUUCGUCAGUAAAGAUGCUUCAGUGAUCGAGAUGGUGGAGUGUUGCCUCUACUCACAGCAUGCAGAUGCUCGAGGGGCCAUCACCAAGAGUGCUCAGCCUGAUAUUUCUCCAUAUGCAUGCUUCUAUGGAGCCCCCAAACAACAAGUGCUCAAAGUGGGCUGGCUGGACAAGCUUUCACCUCAAGGAAAAUGUGUUUUUCAGAGGAGGUGGGUGAGGUUUGAUGGUGAAAGUUUGGCUUACUUCAACAAUGACAAGGAGAUGUACUCUAAAGGGAUGGUCCUGGCCAGCGCCAUCAGACAGGUCCGAGGACUCGGAGACAACAAGUUUGAGGUUGUCACUUCCCUUCGAACGUUCGUAUUUCGAGCUGAAAAAGAAGGGGAGCGCCAGGAGUGGAUGGAAAUUCUUCAGACGGCCACGCACCCCCCUGCCUGCAGCUCCCAGAAGUGCUCCGACAACCUACUCCUCCUCUCUUCCGCAAACAAGCGAGGCUUGCUGGAGCUCCGUGGUUACAAAGGCAGAGUGCUGGCGUCCCUGGUGGGGAGUAAAGUCAGGCUCUGCAAAACAGAACAGGAUUACAGAGCAGGUCUUGGUAUCGCCGAGGUGGAACUGACUGCCGCUACCAUCCGAGACGCGGACCGCAGGAGCUUCGAAAUCAACACACCCUUUAAAAAUUUCUGCUUUGUGGCGGACUCAGAACGGGAGAAGGGGGAGUGGAUUGAAGCGGUCCAAGAAUCGAUCACGGAGACACUCUACAACUAUGAAGUGGCAGAGAAGAUCUGGUUCAACAAGGCCAACAGGAGCUGCGCAGACUGUCGCGCCCCACGGCCAGAGUGGGCUGCGGUCAACCUGGGUGUGGUCAUCUGUAAGAAGUGUGCAGGACAGCACCGCUCUCUGGGUCCCAGUCUGUCGAAGGUGCGGAGCCUAAAGUUGGACACCAGUGUCUGGAGCAACGAACUUGUGGAGCUCUUCCUAGAGGUGGGGAACAAAAGUGCUAACGAUUUCUGGGCUGCUAACCUUCCCAUGGAGGAAGAGCUUCAUAGUGCAGCGACAACUGAGCAGAGAGCCACCUUCAUUCGCAGGAAGUACCGGGAGAGAAAAUACAUGAAGGUCCUGGAGGGUUUUCAUGACCUGGAGCAGCUUAAUAAGGCAUUAUGUGCAGCUGUGGUGACACCCGACACUCUUCAGACCAUGAUGCUGGUGUUCAGUGGUGCAGAUGUCAUGUGUGCCACUGGAGAUCAGACUUUCUCAACCCCUUAUCUCCUGGCUCAGCAUGCUGGGCAAAAACUACAGAUGGAGUUUUUGCAUCACAACAAACUUUCUGACUUUCCAAAACUGGAGCAUCUACUGGAAAACACCUCCUUGUCCAGUGCCUCGCAGUUUAUGGAUGGCUUCCUCUACAUCUCCACUGGACCCACCAAGGCAACACUGGAUCGCCGUGGAAAAGACGACAUGGUACGUCGCUGGUGUACGUUGGAGGCUGGCUUUCUGAGUUAUUACGAGAGCGAGCGAAGCACUUUAGCCAUUGGGAGGGUUGACGUCACAGAGGUGGUCAGCCUGGCAAUCAACAACUCAGAGACAAUGACUGGAGCUGGGGCUGUGUUUACUGUCGAGCUGUUUCUACAGACGGAGCGGGCGCUGAUCGUCGGUGCCGGAACGCAGGCCACGCAGCACGACUGGAUCCAGGCACUAACAAAGUGCUUUGUCCCGUCUAAAGUUGAAGGAUUAGUGAGGAGGAGCAGCGAAGUGAUUGGCAGACUCUACUGCAAAGAAGGUCAUGAUCUUUAUCACUGGAGGAUGGGCUGGUUCAUGCUGGAAGGUUCUGUCCUGCACUUCAACUUAGGAGAUGACAAGGGAGAAGACGAAGUUCUUCAGCUCAAGCAGCUACAGGAGCUCAGUAAGUUCAAGAGAUUAUUAAUCUCAUUUCAACUUUAGCUUCAGCUAGAUUGUGACUGAUCUUGGCGUAUAGAGAAGUUCACGGUCGACUAAAAGCUGCCCAGUUCAUCAGCCGACCACCGCCGUGCUGACAGCUGCUAUGCAGUGUUCAGUAUUUAGUUUCCAUAUGUGCUGCUGUGCAUUGUGGGUAAAUAUGUUUUACUUUGAAGCACUUUCACACAAGAACUGUUAACAUGGACCAGAGUUUGCAAAGUUCUGGGUUCCCUUGCACGUGAGCCCUGGUGCAGUUAGCACAGUGAUGUUGAGUGAUAUGGAAAAGGUUCACAAUUGAUAUUCGUCAGGGCAACAAAUGGCAAAGGGUGAUACAGUAUUCAUGCAGGUGAUGUUCAGAUGUUUACACCUUUUGUGGCCCUGACAUGUCUCUCAUGUGAGGGAUUGGUGUUUUCCCAUUUUCAUUGGCUAUGUGAUGCAUCUAUCACAUACUGGCUACUUGAUGCAAUAUUGACCAUUUGAUGCAUUUAACAAACACAUCAGUACAGUUUUUGAGCUCCACACAAGACUAGAGGGUGCCCCUUACGACCCGUCUGUUGGAUCAGGUAAGAUGUUGAUCAAAAUGUUGAAGAUCAUAUGAGGAUGUUAACAGAAAAGUAUAGUUAGAGGCUCAUCUGAAGGAAUUUUGUGUUUUCAACGGUAUGUUAUGUUGGAUUGUGGACAUAAGAUUGGUGGACUAACUACUUUCUUGGAGUACAUUUUUGGACCCUUGUAGA
Molecule: messenger RNA, 4061 nt
Organism: Nothobranchius furzeri (turquoise killifish)
Lineage: Eukaryota; Metazoa; Chordata; Actinopteri; Cyprinodontiformes; Nothobranchiidae
Source: RefSeq, a predicted model, not a curated record